Molecule: messenger RNA, 864 nt
Organism: Symbiodinium necroappetens
Lineage: Eukaryota; Dinophyceae; Suessiales; Symbiodiniaceae
Source: the annotation of a GenBank genome assembly
AUGUCAAAGGUGUCAGACGGGGCGACCCGUCAUUCCGGAACUCGCCGCGAGAUGCUACAGCGCGAUCGGCAACUACGUCAGAAAAAUAUCGAAGCCGAGAACCACUCUUUGGUGCGACGGCUUCUCGCUGUUAAAAGCAGCCUGGAUUCGCAAAGCUUCGAGAAAGACUACCGCAGGCACCGGCAGGAUGUCGGCCGGCUCCAGCAGCUUCCGGAGAAGAAUUCCAAGCCGAGGAAAUUGCCGAAGCUGCCGGAGAAGGUGCUUCCGGAGCUGCCUAAGGAAGAGUACUCGCCGAAGAGUUCUUGCACUGGAUACAGGCCCGCGCGCCAAGCGCUGCCGCUGCCUCCGCGCAUGUCCGAAAGCCGAUCUAUGCCGAGUCUCUCCACCGAGGCCCCUCCGGCAGAAGUUGCGCAGAGAAGAGCCAAGCCCGAAAAGCCUCAGGAGUCAGAGUCAGAGCCCCCGCGGCUUGCAGAGAGCAAGAAUCCGCGGGCACAACUGGAGGAGAAGACUGCACCUGUCGCAGCAGCUGAGCCGAGUGAGGCAAGGCAUGGCAAGGCAGAGGUGAAAGCAGAGUCGUGCCAGGCCUUUGCUUGCGAGCAGGACGCUGCAGCGGCAGACGCUGUCGGGGAGGAAGUGGCUGCAGAUUCGCAACCAAGCGCACCGCCGGGGGAGGGCGAUGCAGUGCUUGGCCCUGGAGAGAAUCAGCAUGAGCUAGCCCAAGCCGCGGAUGAUCUGGUCAGCCAAUUAACGGCGGAUGCCCUGGCCUCGCUGGAGUUCAGCGACGCCAAAUCAUUUCUGUCCGAUACCAUGCGCAGCUGGAGCACCAUGCAUAUCUCAAGUGACAUCGAGGCAUUUUGCGACUGA